Molecule: messenger RNA, 438 nt
Organism: Cooperia oncophora
Lineage: Eukaryota; Metazoa; Nematoda; Chromadorea; Rhabditida; Trichostrongylidae
Source: the annotation of a GenBank genome assembly
UUGCGAAAGUGGUUUUUUCUUUUUGGGAUUUUUCGUGACGGACCUUUUUUUGCAGAAGAAAUAGAAAUAGUGGAUGUGGAAGCUUCGGCGCUUACUGCUCUUGUUCAUUUCUGCUACUCUGGCAAAAUAACGAUCAACAACACCAAUGUGAAGAGCAUUCUGCCCGCUGCUUGUAUGCUUCAAAUGAACGAAGUUCAGCACGUUGUUGGUACUGAGCAGUUCUAUCAACUUUCUGUUAAUCAACUAGUUGAACUCAUUUCAAGUGAUAAGCUCAACAUCCGAUCAGAAGAGAAGUUGUUGGAGCACGUACGACUCCCACUUUGUUCCCCCAAGUUCCUCGCCGAAACAGUCAGUGAAGACGCGUUAGUGAAGGCGGACGAGGCCUGCCGAUAUCUUCUCGAUGAAGCAAAGGUUAUUGUAGUCCCUACAGCAAAAUAG